CAUUUCUUUUACUUCACCAACAACAGAGCAAUCCAUACGUUUUCUUUCUUCUCCUGAUCCUCCUAGUCCUCCUCCUCCAAUGGCUCUCCCUCUAAUAUUACCCAUCUGCCUCAUCCUCCUCUUCCUUGCAUUAUACAUGCUCUACCAACGGCUAAGAUUCAAGCUCCCACCUGGCCCCCGCCCGUGGCCGAUAGUCGGCAACCUCUACGACAUAAAGCCGGUGAGGUUCCGGUGCUUUGCCGAGUGGGCGCAGGCAUACGGUCCCGUUAUAUCGGUGUGGUUCGGAUCGAGGCUGAACGUGAUCGUGUCGAACUCGGAGCUGGCGAAGGAAGUGCUCAAGGAAAAUGACCAGCAGCUGGCUGAUCGGCACAGAAGUAGGUCGGCAGCGAAGUUUAGCCGGGACGGCCAGGACCUUAUAUGGGCGGACUAUGGACCUCACUAUGUGAAGGUCAGGAAAGUCUGCACCCUCGAGCUUUUCACCCCAAAGAGGUUGGAGUCUCUUCGACCCAUUAGGGAAGAUGAAGUUACUGCCAUGGUUGAAUCCAUUUUCAAGGACUGCGCCAAUCCUGAUAAUGAUGGUAAGAGUUUGUUGGUGAAGAAAUAUCUGGGAGCAGUAGCAUUCAACAACAUAACAAGAUUGGCAUUUGGGAAACGGUUUGUGAACUCAGAAGGGGUAAUGGACGAGCAAGGGUUGGAAUUCAAGGCAAUAGUGGCCAAUGGAUUGAAGCUUGGUGCAUCACUUGCCAUGGCAGAGCACAUUCCAUGGCUUCGUUGGAUGUUUCCACUUGAGGAAGAGGCUUUCGCCAAGCAUGGUGCGAGGAGGGACAGACUCACCAGAGCUAUCAUGGAAGAGCACACGCAGGCACGCCAGAAAAGUGGCGGCGCCAAGCAGCAUUUUGUCGAUGCAUUACUUACUUUGCAGGACAAAUAUGAUCUUAGCGAGGACACCAUCAUUGGACUCCUUUGGGACAUGAUCACUGCGGGCAUGGACACCACUGCAAUCUCAGUAGAAUGGGCUAUGGCUGAACUAGUCAAGAACCCAAGGGUGCAACACAAGGCCCAAGAAGAGCUAGACCGCGUCAUUGGGUUUGAACGAGUCCUGACCGAGGCCAAUUUUUCUAACCUACCUUACCUGCAAUGUGUAGCCAAAGAGGCUCUAAGGUUGCACCCUCCAACCCCAUUGAUGCUCCCCCACCGAGCCAAUGCCAAUGUGAAGAUUGGUGGCUAUGACAUCCCCAAGGGGUCAAAUGUUCACGUUAAUGUCUGGGCCGUAGCGCGUGACCCGACCAUGUGGAAAAACCCGCUCGAGUUCCGCCCGGAGCGAUUUCUGGAGGAGGAUGUUGACAUGAAGGGUCAUGACUUCCGGCUGCUUCCAUUUGGUGCGGGCAGGCGAGUGUGCCCCGGUGCACAACUUGGUAUCAAUUUGGUCACGUCCAUGCUGGGUCACCUAUUGCACCAUUUUGUUUGGACACCACCGGAAGGGAUCAAGCCAGAGGAGAUUGACAUGUCAGAAAAUCCCGGAUUGGUCACUUACAUGCGGACCCCGUUACAAGCUAUGGCCACUCCCAGGUUGCCAUCUCACUUGUACAAGCGUGUGGCGGUGGACAUGUAAUUUUUUGUAUGGUUUUUAUUAUCCUCCUUAAGUUUUUUUCAUCAUGAACUUGUCAUGAUGAAAAUGUGAUUAUCUUUUAUGUAUGAUCAUUAUGCAUGAA
Molecule: messenger RNA, 1712 nt
Organism: Juglans regia (Persian walnut)
Lineage: Eukaryota; Viridiplantae; Streptophyta; Magnoliopsida; Fagales; Juglandaceae
Product: cytochrome P450 98A2
Exons: 3
Coding region: 80-1612 (510 amino acids)
Molecular function (GO): heme binding; iron ion binding; monooxygenase activity
Source: RefSeq, a predicted model, not a curated record